Medioppia subpectinata is the source of this 2007-nucleotide messenger RNA. Lineage: Eukaryota; Metazoa; Arthropoda; Arachnida; Sarcoptiformes; Oppiidae. The record is from the annotation of a GenBank genome assembly.
AUGAAUAAAAUGCAUUUAUUCGCACAUCUAUUGAUAGCGGUGAUAUGUUUGGCACAACUCAAUGGUCAACCGACACAACAUCCAGACAAAGAUUACAUCCAUUUCUGCGAUGCUUUUGCUGACAAUUCAUACAAAUUUCAAAACACAGCGCAAGUCAUGUAUGAAAUAGAAAUGAAUGUCAUAAUCGGUAAACAGAUGUGGGUUUUCACCGCUAAUCCAACCGAUGUCUCAAUCAGUGACUAUUAUAUUCCUGUGAACACAACGGAUCCCAAUCUAAGCUAUAUAAUCACAAUCACAUUCAAUGGGUCCCCAACUGUUGGACAUUAUUAUCUCAAUGGGGGUAAUAUAUCAAUCCGCUGGACUGAUAACCCGGCCGUCACGGGUGCGGUCACUAAUUUCUCAUUACCGCCGGGGUUUGAGUCGUCCAUCCCUUUCCAACUCACCGAUACGUUUGUUUGCUUUUUGAGUCAACCAAAGUCGGCUCAAAAUCAGCAGUUUAUGCGAAACUAUUGUUGUUAUGAUUUCGGUGUCGAUAUCAAUAAACCAGUGUUAAUGCCCGGAUAUUUGUCACAAGACAAAAUGCAAUUCUUCGCACAUCUAGUGAUAGGAGUGAUAUUUUGGCCACAAUUGAAUUGUCUCAUAACAAACCACUCAGACAUCGGUCACAUCCAGUUCUGCAAAGCUCUGGAUGACAAUCAUACCAGUCAAUCAACCAAUCAGUUGACGCGAUCAGCAAAUUUGCCGGCUGAAUAUGAUUCGGCAAUUUAUUUCCUUUCACACGAUUCCCAACGAAGUGAUUGUUUAUUGAGUCAAACAGAGCCCACACCGACUGACCAUCAGUUUGUGAGAAGAUAUGGUUGUUUUCCCCGUCGGUUUGAUGUAAACGAUAAAACACUGAUUCCCCGUCUGACUGAUGGCACUCAAAGUGCGAAUCAAGUGAUCGGUAUUAUGGGACCAAUCGGUGGAACAAUUCCUCGAUAUAUAUUCUUCUUCAAAGAGGACACAGAUAUCACUGUAUAUAAUGUCUAUUACCAGACGUCUCUGUCACUCGGCGGUCGUUGUGUCGUACGGUGUCUGGUGUGGUGUCGGGUCAAGAAUAUGGCUAAAUUAAUUAUGCCUAAUUGGUCGACGCCUACAGUACUGACAAAAACUCUUGAGCUGAAAUGUCCAAUCAGUGCGGAGGAUGUCAGCGAUAAUCUGGUGACAUGGAUUAGGAAACGUGACGGACAUAUACUGAGCAUUGAGCGCAUUAAAUACACGGUUGACCACAGGUUUACACCCAUUCACGACGGGAACCAUUGGGUGCUGAAGAUAGACAAUGUGACCACCGGUGACGCCGGCGUAUACCAGUGCCGGCUCACCAAUUCUCGCACCAGAAACUUUAUUGAAAACACGACAACCGCUUUCAGAGUCAACGUAUUUGACUCUUACCACACAAACAAAGAGGAGAUAAUAAACGUAUUAAAUAUAUUGGAUUUGGACUCCGAGGAGCAAAACAAGAAGAUCGAGGAGUUCUUGGAGAGAGCGGAGGACAUCAUCCGUAAGGCGGAGGACUCGGACGGGACGCUGAAUCCGGCGAUGAUUGUCAACGAGUUUCUUCCGGAUCCGAUGGUUGUCAAAGACUUUAAUAUCUCGGAGUCGGGCGGACUGACCACGUUCGAGGGCAAACUCACCAACAUGACCAUCCACGGCCUCAAACAGCUCAAGAUCAGUAAUAUAUCAUUCAAUUUGGGUUUAAUACAACUGAAAGUCCAAAUGGAUUUGCCUGUCAUUAGUCUUCAGGGACUCUACGAUAUCGAUGGAAGGAUUAAUAAUGGGGAAAAACCACAGCCGACCAUCUGGGCUCACAAUGACCAGCUCUAUAAGAACGUUAAUACCGGAAGUGCGAUUAAUAAACAGUUACUGACGGCUAAGAUAUAUGGACCAAACGAUGGACGUAUUGGCCAGACAUGUCGGUCAGAAUACGGAUUAAAUCACCCGCUAUACAUAGAUUCAGAUAAACUGUAA